Molecule: messenger RNA, 1910 nt
Organism: Entelurus aequoreus (snake pipefish)
Lineage: Eukaryota; Metazoa; Chordata; Actinopteri; Syngnathiformes; Syngnathidae
Product: schwannomin-interacting protein 1
Exons: 8
Coding region: 404-1252 (282 amino acids)
Biological process (GO): positive regulation of hippo signaling
Cellular component (GO): plasma membrane; cell junction
Source: RefSeq, a predicted model, not a curated record
AACUGGAAUUAAAAAAACAACUACUCGUUUCAUAUUUAGUGAAGCCGGUACUCACACUUUUAUUCUGAAAACGGUACCGGAAACGGAGCUAUUCUUAAAUCUGCACUUCGCCUGUUUGUUUCUUUGCGCGGAAUUCCUGAAGAUUGUUGAAUCCUUUGUGAGAAUUGUUUGCACGACGUGUGAGGAAUUCCCAGCCGAACCACCCCGAAAGCAGACAACUGGGCUUGUAAAGGCAGACUGAGCAACAGGGAAUUACCACAUUUUGGGCCAAGGCAUCGCUCCUUUGGUGGGUAAAAGUUAGUCAUAAGUCUCAGAUGUGAGCGAAGGAGGAGGAAGAUGACGAGGAGGAGCUGAGCUAUGUGGCAAAAGUCUUUGGGAACACUGACGUAUCUAACAAAAAGUGAUGGAGGGCGAAAAAGAGAGACAGAGGCAGCAGGGUGAGGAGAAGGAGAGCAACGAGGCCGACGACGGCAUUAUGAGCGGCGAUGACGAUGUCGGUGACAACGACGAUGAGGAUUCAGAGGGUGCGGCUCUGGUCUGGCAGGAAGGCUACAGUGAGGACAACCUGGGCCUUCCCAUCAUGCACUGGGAGGCACUCAGUCUGCGUAUCGCAGAGUUGGAGAAGCAAGAGGAGGAGAAGAAGGAGAAGAUGGCAAAGAGUCAAGUGUCUCUGGAGCGAAGCCGAGCACCGGUUAGCUGGACAGGAGAGCGAGGAAGGCGAAGAGAAAGCUGCGACGAUGACGACGACGACGAGGCCUGCAACAGUCACAUGACGGCCCUCAGCUCGCGGCUGCAGACGCAGAUGAACCUGCAGCUGUGCUUCAUCAAUGACAGUGAAAGUGAGGAAGAAGACGCGGAGAAGGAAGAUGACGUCCGCAAGAAGAGAGGAUCCAUUCCUGUUCAUAAGAGCCCUCAGCCUGCAGCCAAGCCGGAGAAAACAAAAUCCAGAGGUUUCCGGAACACUUGGAAGAAGCUGCGAGACAGACUGCGAGCAGACCACAAGCCACUGACACCAGCCGCCAACGAUAGCAUCGUCCAGCGGAGGCACUUGGAGCGCAGUGAUUUGCAGAACUAUACCAUGAAGGAGCUCACUGCUCUUUGUUCCUCCCUCAGACAAACUAUACAAGACCUAAGUACCGAACUGGUGGGCCGCCUUCAGAUGCGGGACCAGCUGAGGACGGAGCAGGACGCCAUGUUGCUGGAGGUUCAAGACCUGACCUCGCUGGGAACACUGCUGAGCAAUCCCAGCUGAUGGUGACACCUUGAGAACAUUCUCAUCAUGCAGUUCUACCUUUAAAUAAACUAACGGCACUGGAGAACAAAAGCUGACACAGCGCCCCCAUCUGGCUGUAAAGAACACAUGAGUCGCAGUGCAGAAUGUAUCCUGUUUUUUUGUUGUUAAUAUCUGUGUAAUGAAGUGUUCGAAUUAUGGAACAUUAUGAUAUUUUUGGAAUUACUGAUCGUACAAAGGGUGUAAUUAUCACACAAAUUGAAAAAUAAUUGUAUGUCUGGCAAUGCUUACAUAAAUGGACAAACAAGCAUUCCCAUUCUCUCCUUUGGACAUUCUUUUGCAGUAGAUCCUAGGAAUAGCAGUUUUCCUGUCAUGUACUGCAUCUUUGAACUUAAAAACAGCAAACCCAUGCACAGGUUAUAUAUACUGUAUCACUGUAACAUUCACCAGGAUUUCACAGCAUUUAACAAUGUCAUUUCACAGUGAAAUACUGUGAUCAAAGUCCUCUAAUAUCACAACAAAUUAUUUUCAAUUCAAACGGAUUUGUCUCUUAAAGGGGAACUGCACUUUUUUGGAAUUUUGCCUGUCAUUCACAAUCAUGAGACAUGACGACGGGUGAUUUUUUUUAACGCAUUCUAAAUAUGAAAUAAACGUAAAUAAAAGUCUGCUUACAACAGAG